This is a messenger RNA of Mycotypha africana, 777 nucleotides long. RefSeq names its product Alpha/Beta hydrolase protein. The transcript has 2 exons. Bases 1 to 777 code for a protein of 258 amino acids. Lineage: Eukaryota; Fungi; Mucoromycota; Mucoromycetes; Mucorales; Mycotyphaceae. The record is from RefSeq and is a predicted model, not a curated record.
AUGACGGUCAAAACUUUUUCAUACAUUUCAUCAGAGACGGACAACUAUAGAUCACUCGAUCUAUAUUUUUCGCCUAAUGCCAACAAGACAUCACCACUUGUAUUGCUAGUACACGGUGGUGCCUGGCGCUCUGAAGACAAAUCUGAUUAUCAAGAAUUGUGUCAAGGCUUCGUACACCAUGGCCUUUCAGUUGCCUCAGUUAACUACAGGCUAAGCUUGAAGGAAGGUGAGAACGACACUCCACAUGUUCAGCAUCCUACCCACAUACACGAUGUUGGAAAUGCAGUCAAGUUUCUGUACGAGACACCACCUUCCGAGCUCUAUGAUCCUAAGCAAUUGUACCUUGUUGGGCAUUCUGCUGGUGCUCAUAUAAGCAUGAUGCUAUUGUUGAGUACAGAUAUGCCUUACCAUCAGUAUAUUCAAGGAAUCAUUGGUGUAUCCGGUAUUUACGAUAUUCCGCUCUUGCUUGAAAUUCACCCCUCAUAUGCAGACUUUAUAGUACAGGCUUUUGGGACAGAUGAUAGUGUCUACUAUGAUGCCUCUCCCAUUAACAAAAAAUCGUAUAUUCUGGGUAACAAACCCGUCUUCAUUUUACAAAGCUCUGAAGAUACUUUAGUUGAUAACAAACAAGCUGAGAGAAUGUAUUCACACCUCCAAACAUUUCAUAAGAAUAUAGAACUCGACCUCACUUUAACUGGAGACCAUUAUGAUAUAAUGAAAACUGAAAACCUACUCAAAUAUAUUAAGCAGAUGCUUCUUGUGAACGAACAUACAUAA